This is a messenger RNA of Sardina pilchardus (European sardine), 467 nucleotides long. Its product is annotated as estrogen receptor beta-1-like. The transcript has 2 exons. NCBI's taxonomy places the organism in Eukaryota, Metazoa, Chordata, Actinopteri, Clupeiformes, Clupeidae. Bases 141 to 467 code for a protein of 108 amino acids. The record is from RefSeq and is a predicted model, not a curated record.
UCUGCAUAGUGUACCUUUAACUUCUCUCUUCUGCAUAGUGUUCCUUUAACUUCCCUCUCUUUAUUCCGCUCCUCUAGUUGCUCCAAAAGGCUGCGGCUCCAUCCAGACGGAGGGAGUGCUGCGCCCUGCUCUCCCCCAGCAUGAGCUCCUGUGCUGGGCCGGCUGAGGGACGCCUGUCCCCUGUGCUGCUGGAGCUCCAGGAGGCCUCGUCCGGCCGACAGGUCCGAGAGAGGGGGGGUUCCCCCAGCCUGCUGCCCGGCCCCCACCCCUCCUCCCUGGACCCGGUCUGCAUCUCGUCCCCCUACGCAGACGGUCAGCCGGACUGCCCCCCCACAGCCUGCCCCCAGGGCGCGCUAGUGUUCUACAGCCCCAGCGUGGGGUACGGACGACCCCUAGGGAGCCCCCUCAGCCCCGCCCUCUACUGGCCCCCCCACAGCGCCCAGCACCACAUCACCUUGCCCUACUAA